AUUUGUCUGCUACGUCCACUACUGGUUGACAGCUAGUGUAAAGACCGAGAGUCGGUCGAAGGUGUAACCCCUUGGUUUUCCUAAAUAAUUCAAUAUUCUGUGUGAACAAUAUGCAAGGGAUGAGUCGUUGGAUAGAAAUGCGGUGCGCCGAGUGGACAACGGUGUUAGUUUCUAAUGAAAUAGGGUUUUGAUGGAAUUAUGCACAGCUGUAAAGGUUCCGAACAAAGCUGCCUUGUCUCUUCGAACUCGGAGUAGACAUGAAAUUCGACGGCAACGUUUCGAUUCUAAGCGAAGACAUUGUGCUCCGACAAGCGGUUAAAAUAAGUCAACAACGUACUAGCCAGCAACAGGGAAUUAUCUCCUCGGUUGUUCAAUAAGAUCUAAAGUUACAUACACCUCAAAUAAAUGUGUACGUGAUGGGAGUGCCUGCGCGCGGGGUUCUCGCGGCAAUGGUCGCCAUAGCCGCGUUCACCGUUUACCUAAACAGCUUGAGUUGCGGUUUCGUAUUUGACGAUAUAUCGGCGAUAAAGGACAACCGUGAUCUUCGGCCCCAUACGCCCCUCAAAAAUGUUUUCUACAACGAUUUCUGGGGCACUCCGAUGCACAAGGAGCAGUCCCACAAGUCUUACAGACCCCUAUGUGUCCUGACUUUUCGAUGGAAUUAUUUAAUACACCAACUGGAUCCCAUGGGAUAUCAUCUACUCAACGUUUUACUGCAUGUUGGAGUAUGCCUUUUGUAUUUCAGAAUGUGCUUAAUGUUUUUGCCGGACCUGGCGAGCUUUGUAUCUGCGCUUCUAUUUGCUGUACAUCCAAUACACACAGAAGCAGUGACUGGAGUUGUUGGCAGAGCAGAAACUCUGUCCUCCCUGUUCUAUUUGGCUGCUUUCUUAACUUACACAAAAAGUUGUAAAAGCAAAAAAUCAACAAGGUGGAGGUCGCUGAUACUGUCAAUGUUAUUUGUACUUACUGCAAUGUUAUGUAAGGAACAAGGCAUAACAGCUACAGCAGUUUGUGUCCUGUAUGAGAUUUUUGUUGUUCAAAAGGUGAGAGCCUUGGACAUCAUCCUCACAAUAAGAUCUGCACUUGGAGGUAAAAAGAUAUCUCCAUCAUGGUCCGGUGAAGGCACAAAAAGGCUGACAGCCCUCACUAUCGUUACAUUUUGCCUCCUGAUCCUAAGGCUGCAAAUCAUGGGCUCUAAAUUACCAGUUUUUACAAGAUUUGACAAUCCAGCUUCAGUUGCACCAUCACCUGUUAGGCAAUUUACCUAUAAUUAUUUAGCCUCUGUGAAUUUGAGGCUUCUCUUUUUGCCCAUUGAUCUGUGCUGUGACUGGACAAUGGGGACAAUACCUUUAAUAGAUACUCUGACAGAUCCGAGAAAUUUAGCAACGAUAGCCAGCCAUACAGCCCUGACAGGACUCUUAGCUACCGCCAUCCUGACCCGCAGUAGACAGACCUCGGUUGUUCUAAUAAUGAGCCUAGCUAUGAUGAUCCUUCCGUUUUUACCGGCAUCAAACCUUUUCUUUCCUGUCGGGUUCGUGAUUGCUGAAAGAGUUCUCUAUGCACCAUCCAUGGGCUUCUGCAUGCUCAUAGGCUAUGGUUGGAGUAUUCUUUCAGGAAAAAGGUAUAAAAGAGUCUCUCUUUUCCUACUGUCCACACUUCUAAUCGCGCACGCGGCCAAGACCUACGUACGAAAUUACGAUUGGCUUGACGAAUACUCGAUAUUCAUGUCUGGGCUCAAGGUGAAUAACCGAAAUGCCAAGCUGUUUAACAACGUUGGGCAUGCCCUUGAGAGUCAGGGUCGAUUCAAAGAAGCCUUAAACUUCUUCAACAUGGCUGUCAAUGUCCAGGGGGACGAUAUCGGGGCUCACAUUAACGUUGGAAGGACAUACAAUCACCUGAAAAUGUUUAAGGAAGCCGAAGACGCGUACUUGAAAGCUAAGUCCUUACUGCCGAAAGCGAAACCUGGGGAAUCAUACCAAGCUAGAAUAGCUCCGAAUCAUCUAAAUGUUUUCGUCAACCUGGCAAAUCUGAUCGCGAAAAAUGCAACGAGAUUAGAGGAGGCAGAUUUGCUUUACAGACAGGCGAUCAGCAUGCGAGCGGAUUACACGCAAGCAUAUAUAAACCGAGGAGAUGUUUUGAUAAAGUUGAACCGCACCAAAGAAGCUCAAGAAGUUUACGAAAGGGCACUCUUUUACGACAGUAAUAAUCCCGACAUUUAUUACAACCUCGGCGUUGUCUUCCUGGAACAAGGCAAAGCAUCCCAAGCUUUGGCCUACUUAGAUAAAGCUUUGGAAUUCGACCCAGAACAUGAACAGGCUCUGUUGAACUCUGCGAUUCUACUUCAGGAAUUGGGGCGUGCGGAAUUACGGAAAGUUGCCAGAGAACGCCUCCUAAAAUUACUGAGAAAGGAUUCGAACAACGAGCGUGUACACUUCAAUUUGGGCAUGCUGGCCAUGGACGAUAGAGAUAGCGCGGACGCUGAGCGAUGGUUUCGUAACGCAGUGGCUUUAAAAGAAGAUUUUCGCUCGGCUCUUUUUAACUUGGCACUAUUGCUGGCGGACGAACAGCGCCCCUUAGAGGCAGCUCCUUUCCUGAACCAGCUGGUCAGGUUCCACCCAGACCAUGUGAAGGGCUUGAUACUCCUCGGUGACAUUUACAUCAACAACAUAAAGGAUCUCGACGCAGCCGAAAAUUGCUAUCGAAGGAUUCUGCAACUUGACCCUGCAAACAUUCAAGGCUUACACAACCUUUGCGUAGUCAUGGUAGAACGUGGUAAAUUGGGCCUCGCAGCUCAGUGCUUGGAACGUGUAGCAGCUCUGGCGCCACAACAAGACUACGUUCAUCGUCACCUAGCGAUAGUCAGAUCUCGCAUAAACCGUACGCCUCCCGAUCAGCUGGACACGGAGGUAUUCGACGAGUCAUUUUGGAAUGGAAAUAAACGAGAGAACACCAACUUCAACGGGGAUUCAAUGGCCGGAGAAUUCCUGGGAAAUCCCGAAACAGUGUUUCUCAAUCACGCGUCCGCAGUUCACAACUACUUGAACACUGACCCCGCAGGAAUCGGGUCAGACCCAAUAAACAACCGUAUGAUGCAUCUAAAAGGACCGCCAAAAUCAAGAAUGGUGAAAAGCGCAGCGAAAGAUGGAAAAACUUACGGUCAAGUAGCAGUUGACGGACAGCCCGUAACCGAGGUUCCGCACAUCGCCGAACCUGCUGGGGAUGGAGUUUUAGAUGAGCUCUUAUGUACGGAUGUUAGGGAACUGGAAAUAAAUCAAAAAUUAGGUUCGAAGUUGAUGGCAGGGGAUGACGGGGAGCCAGCUGUGAAAGCGGACCAAUUUAAUCAGAGUACGACUAUCACAGGUAACAAACAUGGAGGGAAAAUUCAAGAAAGCAAGGAAAGCCCAAUUGCAUAGCGACAAGUUCCAAUGGAUGCCGAAUACUGAUAUGUAAAACUGUUACACCAUACGCCAGGAGUAUAGGCGGUGGAUUAGUGCUAAAGCAUAUAGUGCUAAAGUGUGAAUAUACAUACAUUGAAAGAAGAAAAAAAAUACAAAAAAAAAUGAAAUAAAAUAAACAGAGUAUUGUUUUAUAUGCUGUAUAAAUAGGACAUUUUAUAAAAUAUAUUUAAAAGUAUGCCUUUUAUUAUUGAA
Messenger RNA from Athalia rosae (coleseed sawfly), 3650 nucleotides. RefSeq names its product protein O-mannosyl-transferase Tmtc3-like. NCBI's taxonomy places the organism in Eukaryota, Metazoa, Arthropoda, Insecta, Hymenoptera, Athaliidae. Gene Ontology annotation, molecular function: protein binding; mannosyltransferase activity. The coding region runs from base 417 to 3413 and encodes 998 amino acids. The transcript is spliced from 12 exons. Gene Ontology annotation, cellular component: endoplasmic reticulum. The record is from RefSeq and is a predicted model, not a curated record. Gene Ontology annotation, biological process: protein O-linked glycosylation via mannose.